AUGAAAGAUCUGAUAACAGAUUUCACUAGUGGAGUACGACUUAUUCAACUAUUAGAGAUAAUAGGCAAUGAGCCGCUUGGCCGAUAUAAUCCAAAUCCCAGAUUAAACGUACAAAAGGCUGAAAACAUCAAUACUGCGUUAGCAUUUAUCAAGCAUCGAGGCAUCCUUCUACACAAUAUUGGUGCUGGUGAUAUCAUAGAGGGCAAUCUAAAGCUGAUUCUAGGACUACUGUGGAUCCUUAUUUUGAGAUUCACUAUUUCCGAAAUCAACGAAGAAGGUCUUUCUGCAAAAGAGGGUCUGCUGUUAUGGUGUCAACGUAAAACAGCAGGAUAUCCAGGAGUGAAUAUUAAAGACUUUUCAUCAUCUUGGACUGAUGGACUGGCAUUUUGUGCAUUAAUGGACCGUCAUCGUCCUGACUUGAUUGAUUUUGACGAGCUGGAUAAAUCCAAUCACAAGAAAAACGUUUCUCUAGCAUUCAAAUUAGCAGCUGAAGAAGUUGGCAUUCCACAAUUGCUUGACGUAGAAGAUAUUUGUGACGUGAAAUCACCCGACGAGCGUUCCGUAAUGACUUACGUUGCAUACUGGUUUCAUGCGUUUUCGGCACUGGACAAGAUAGAGACUGCUGGACGUCGACUCGAAAAGUUUGUCGAUGUGACGUCUUCUGCGUUGACAAUGCAGCAUAAUUUUGAGAAACGAAUGAAGGUAUUGAUCCAAUCUAUCAAAAAAACACAAGAAUCAUGGGCCAAGUCGGAGUUUUCUGGUACUUAUAGCGAUGCCAAAUUACAAUCGAGUCGAUUCAGCGAGUAUAAAAAGACAACUAAACGAGAAUGGAUCACUGAAAAGUCUGAACUUGCAUCACUAUUGGGCAACAUUCGUACAAAACUGGCCACAUAUGGACUGAGAGAAUAUGUCCCUCCAGAGGGUCUGCGACUACAAGAUCUUGAACAGAUCUGGCGAGAGCUGAUAUCAGCAGAAGCCACCAGAUCAAGAGCCAUCAACAACACCAUGCGACAAAUCAAAGAGAAACUAAGAAAGAACUUUGCCGAUACUGCCAAUGAGCUAUCACUGUCACUAGACACAGUGUCAUUAAAAAUAAGCGAUUUAGAGGGUGAGCUAGAAAAGCAGCUGGAAGGCAUUACGAUUCUCAGUGACCAGUUGAAGCCGCUAGACCGGAUGCUGGCCGACCUAAAAAAACUAGACGAUCAAUGUCUGGAAGCCAACGUGGAAGAAAACGAUUACACGGUGUAUUCAUUAAACGAGCUAGAGUACGAACUUGGUCUUGCCAAACAGUCAGUGGUCAAGAAACUUGCAUUUAUAGAGAACCAGAUAGUGGCACGAAGCAUGACGAAUCUGACGCCCAUCCAGCUUGAAGAGUUUGAAUCUGUGUUCCGGUUUUUUGACAAGGGACAACGCAACUCGCUCCAAGAAAGCGAGUUUUCUGGAGCACUUGCCAGUCUUGGCCUGGUAUAUUCAGAAGAGGAGAUGCAUCAAGUGUUUGUAGUUGCCAGUGGAGGAAACUCGCGAGUCUCGUUCGAAGAGUUCAUCAAGUUCAUGGUCGAAGUGACAGAAGACCAGCAAACAGCCGAGCAAGUGUACCAAUCGUUUUUCGACAUUGCUAACGGCAAACCAUACGUGACAGAACUGGAUCUCCAGAACUCGCUCAUCCCCGACUCCAUGAUCGAUGAGCUGAAAAACAGCAUGCCCCUUGCCAAAGGCGCCAACGAAUCCGAAGAAGAGGGCGUCAGUCUCGACUACGUCACGUACAUGUCACAACUGACCGGUGUCAACGGACACAAGUAA
Molecule: messenger RNA, 1800 nt
Organism: Sugiyamaella lignohabitans
Lineage: Eukaryota; Fungi; Ascomycota; Dipodascomycetes; Dipodascales; Trichomonascaceae
Exons: 1
Coding region: 1-1800 (599 amino acids)
Biological process (GO): actin filament bundle assembly; actin cytoskeleton organization
Cellular component (GO): cell junction; actomyosin contractile ring; actin filament bundle
Molecular function (GO): calcium ion binding; actin lateral binding
Source: RefSeq, a predicted model, not a curated record